This is a messenger RNA of Perkinsus marinus ATCC 50983, 1749 nucleotides long. RefSeq lists its product as hypothetical. The transcript has 15 exons. The coding region runs from base 1 to 1749 and encodes 582 amino acids. Lineage: Eukaryota; Perkinsozoa; Perkinsida; Perkinsidae. The record is from RefSeq and is a predicted model, not a curated record.
AUGUCGACCCUCCGUCGUGUUAGCCCUCGAGCCGUGAAAGCUUGUGUGCCUCGUCGAGAUGUCGAGAAGAAGUGGCAUAAUCUUGGGGAGUUUACCAUGACAGAAGCCGAUAAUGCGGCCUUCCGCGAUACUAGGGCCCGCGAUACGGUAGCAUUGAAUACCAUCACCAAAUAUGGUACUGCCGAGCCAGAGCCUAUCGAUUGGAAACGUUGGGAGAAGGAGAUUACCCAUACAGAACUGGUGUCUGCACUGAGGGCUUUCUACACCCAGAACAUGCAGAUGCUGGAUGACUUUGCUCAGGAGGAUCAUAGGAAGGCAGUCAAGGACGUCUGUGGCACUUGGGAGAUCUUUGAUGAGGCUGUGGUGUCUUGUGAGGAUAGUGUUAAAACAUCAGAACAGAUUGUCAAGAACGGUGCCAGAGCACUGUAUAUCAGCUUUAACAACCCUCCUAUCUCUCAUGCUAGUACCUCUGAAUGGUUGGAUGCUGAUCAGUAUUGGCAAGCCUUUGUGGAGAAGCACAUGUACCAUGCCAAUUACCUCAACGCCCUAGCUGAGGAUCCAGAGAGUGCUGAGUACAUCAAGGGUAUAGAGGAGACCACUAUGAAGCAAUGGCAUACAUGGGAUGAUCGGGGUGUUACCAACCAUAACAAUAAGUAUCUUUACCAGAGGCCUAGCUUCGAGUAUUAUGAUCUAUAUAGAGGCCCUCUAGUUGAGCAUAUGAUAUUCUACCUUACUAAGACAGGAGGGGAUGCACGUACCUUCCCAGAGCUUAUGCCUCAUCAGUGGUUUGCUGAGAUCUACAACAAUCGGUUUGAGAUGUAUUCGGUGUUACAGCGCCGUAGGAGGGCAUUCCAGGAAGCAUCAUUGAGUAGGGAAGCCCACUUGGACCUGGCACCAGCCCAUAUGGAUGCUGAGGGCGAACAGUUUUAUGAACGUUUAUUGUCGAGGGAGAGUAGCAUGGUAGAGCUAUCAGCGGCCCGUCUUAUGGGUAACUUCAUAUUCCUCAAUGAUGCCGCUAUUCCCAUCCAGACCCAGUCUGCUCUUCUACGUGUCGUACAGGAGCACCCUAAUGGGAAAUUCUAUUCUCUUGGGGAUGAUGUCAACAGUCUCUUUUACGUCCCAGCUGGAGAGGUAGUGGAUGAGGAGGUCUGCCCUGUUGAUGCCUUCAAUGCCUACAUGGACUACAUGAAGCUCACCGGUCGGAGGUUCAAUCCCGGGUACAACCAAGCCCUCAGCAUCUUCUAUCGCACUCUGGAGUCGAGGAAGCCUGGUUUGGAAGGCCGCUGGUUCCAAGUGAAGGGUGAGAGGCAGGCGGAUGCCUUCUUGAGGAGGCUCAAGGCCGAUGACCCUCAUAGACCCGUCUAUGAGGAGUAUGUUACUGAGUUGAAGGAAAGAUGGUCUAACAAGAAGGAACUAUCAGAGGCUGAAGUUAUGCCUAGGCUGCUUGAUGUGGAGUAUAAGUAUAGGAGAGAAUGCAUUGACUUUGACACGUUGGUGAUGUCGAUGAAUGAGGAGAUAAGCUCAGAGGUGAAGGAGAAGGCACCUGAGUAUGAGGAGCUCAUGGCUGAUGAUGGUAUGUCCCAUAUGAUGGCUGAUGGCUCCAUAGUGGCCAUUGAUGCAGAGUCUCAUCAGGGCUUAGCUAACCAACAACAGCUCUUUACAAGGAUGACAGAUUUCGAUGCUAGUAAGGACAAAUUCGUUGAGAACGUGAACAACACUAAGACCGGUCUCGACACCAAGAGGCAUUGA